This is a messenger RNA of Hevea brasiliensis (rubber tree), 890 nucleotides long. RefSeq lists its product as uncharacterized. The coding region runs from base 54 to 740 and encodes 228 amino acids. The transcript has a single exon. NCBI's taxonomy places the organism in Eukaryota, Viridiplantae, Streptophyta, Magnoliopsida, Malpighiales, Euphorbiaceae. The record is from RefSeq and is a predicted model, not a curated record.
CACAUAAGAACAGAACUCACACAACCCAGAACGAAGAAGCAAUUGAAAACACCAUGGCUUACCAAUCCAUCUUCCUCUGUUUUGCUCUGAUCCUAACAACCCUCCACAGCCUCCAAGCAGUAGACUACACAGUCACGAACAGGGCCGAAACAACCCCAGGAGGGAUCCGUUUCAACAACGAGCUUGGAGCGGAAUACACUAAACAAACAAUGGCAUCAGCAAGCGACUUCAUCUGGAGGCUCUUCCAGCAAGCCACCGAAGCAGACAAGAAGCAAGUGUCCCAAGUGUCUCUGUUUGUGGACGACAUGGAUGGGAUAGCCUAUGCAAGCAACAACGAGAUCCAUGUAGGAGACAAUUACAUCGAAGGAAUUAAAGCUGAUAUAAAGUGGGAUUUCAAUGGAGUCCUUUACCAUGAGAUGACACACAUUUGGCAGUGGGAUGGAUCUGCAGGAACCAAAGCUCCUGGUGGGUUGAUCGAAGGGAUUGCUGAUUUUGUGAGACUCAAGGCUAAUUAUGCUCCACCUAACUGGGUGAAACCAGGCGAUGGGAGCAAGUGGGAUGAGGGUUAUAGUGUUACAGCUUGGUUUUUGGAUUACUGUAAUGAUCUUAGAAAUGGGUUUGUUGCAGAACUCAACAAGAAGAUGAGAGAUACCUACAGUGAUAGUUUCUUUGUUGAGUUGCUUGGGAAGAGCGUCGAUCAGUUGUGGAGUGACUACAAGGCCAAGUACGGGAAGAACUAACUAGCUAGCUAUGUUAUUUAUGUGUUAAUCAAGGAUUAUUGAUAGACAUACGAAUAAAAGUAAUUAAAAGCUAAAUUCGGAAUAAAAUGAUAGGAAUAAAAGAAGUUUGUAUUCUCAAUCAUGCAAAUAAAAAAAUAAAUUAACCAACAA